This is a messenger RNA of Xylona heveae TC161, 874 nucleotides long. RefSeq lists its product as hypothetical. The transcript is spliced from 3 exons. The record is from RefSeq and is a predicted model, not a curated record. The coding region runs from base 227 to 805 and encodes 192 amino acids. Lineage: Eukaryota; Fungi; Ascomycota; Xylonomycetes; Xylonales; Xylonaceae.
AAAACAUGCUUCUUAUUGUAGAUAAUGAGAAUGAUGGGGGUAAUAGAUCCGAUACGAGGCUGGUGCUGCUCUCUGCAUUCUCUCUACAACUAACUAAUGCUUCCUGCAAUCGAAAACAUAUAAACAUACGAAGAAUGGAAAGAAACCACAACCUUUAAAACAGGCAUUAUCAAUAUCACCUUGUCAUUUCCCCAAGAACGUGACUGUUAUUCAUUCAUCAACGACCAUGGCACAAGUCGAACCCGAAAUUUAUUACGUUGCACCGACUCCUACUUCUCCCAAUUCGGUCUUCCCUCUCCUUGUCUACCGUAAUGUGUUGAAGCAUACGGCGCCAGAGGACAUUUUGGACACCAUUGAGCCCAAUGGCUGGAAGAAGGGUGGCCAGUGGACCACAUAUAAGAUUCCUCAUUACCACACGACUGUGCAUGAGACCUAUGGCAUUAUCAGGGGCUCCAGCACGUAUUCAAUGGGUAAAACCGACUUCGAUCCGGAAUUUAACGAGCAGGGCCAGGAAAAUGGUUUGAAAUUACAUGUUUCAGUUGGUGACGUCUUUGUUGUGCCGGCUGGUGUCAGCCAUUGCUCGCUGGAUUCGGAAGGUGACUACGAGUUUAUCGGCCUUUAUUCCCCGGAGGACAAACAGUUCGACAUGAAUAUGGGCAAGGCACCCCCUGAGAGGACCAAGAUUUUGGCAGAGAAGUGUGAAAAUUUACCAAUUCCGGAUUCGGAUCCUAUCUAUGGCAAGUCAGGCCCUCUGCCCAGAAUCUGGAAGAAGGCCAAGGUUGAUGCCAAGAGCAUUACGACUUGAUACGAAAUUGAUGUAACCCUAGGGAUCUGAGAUCAUGAAAGGGUAGUUUAAGUCUUUAGUAGCAGGAGU